Pecten maximus is the source of this 4346-nucleotide messenger RNA. Its product is annotated as RYamide receptor-like. Gene Ontology annotation, biological process: neuropeptide signaling pathway. Gene Ontology annotation, molecular function: neuropeptide receptor activity. Gene Ontology annotation, cellular component: membrane. The coding region runs from base 1587 to 2741 and encodes 384 amino acids. NCBI's taxonomy places the organism in Eukaryota, Metazoa, Mollusca, Bivalvia, Pectinida, Pectinidae. The transcript has 2 exons. The record is from RefSeq and is a predicted model, not a curated record.
UAAGUAGUGUGUACCGGUGCCCGAGUUACAUCGCUAGAUGCACUUGUAAUUGUGAUAAUUGUAUUUACCUGAUUUAGGGACACCAACACCUGUAUUUACAGGUGGGAUUGUGUUUUUUCUACGGAGUUUUGAUUAAUAUCAACAUAUACACCCGUGUUUUACAUGAACUGUGUCUAUGUCGUAAUACGGAGCGGGAACUAUUGAACUUAAUAACGGAGCUGAUCUAGAUUUAGAAAUAGUAGAAUCGCAUGAUUUUGAGGUACACACAUGUGAUUUUUUAUUCAUCGCAUCUUUUGAACGACCAUAAUGGCGUAUUUCAAUAUAUUUAUGCUCGAGUAAGUCAAUUCUAAACGUUUCAUUUCAUUCCUUGCAAACCAAUUCCGGAAAUGAAGGAUUAGAGGACAUUUUGCUACCAGAACGGCCGGAUGAGAGACGAGACACGGUCUAAGAACUUGUGUAAAUCCAUGAAUAAUGGUCAAGCAUGUUUCCAUAUCACGUUGUGCCGUUGAUUGAUAUAUAAAAUGUAGUUGUUGCAUUAUAUGGCAUUGUAUGAUGCCAUUAACUUGACAGACUUAUGGCGACCAUGGGCAUGGUGAAGUAUAGAUAAUCUGGAAGCCAGGCGGUUUGAUAUAUAUCAUUUUCUAAGUGGCAUAUGGACACUAAUGCUCUGUCAGUAUAAUCAUAUUCGACUCGGACGGAUAAAGCACAUUCCAUCGAAUUUUUCAGGUACUAGCAUAGACAUUUUAAACAUCUAACUGACAUUAAUGGGAGUCUAUAUCAUAUCGUUUUCAGUAAAAUACGGAAAUCCGUCUGAUCACUAAGCCCUGCGAACACAUCCUGAUCCGAGCCACCUGGUUUUGCAGUAAUAUCGAGACGUCUAGGCUUCUGUUGUUAUCUAACGAGCGAACUUACUGCUGUUAUAAGUUCGACAAGUAUGACCGUUUACAUUGAUAUAUCGGCUAUCUUGUUUUUUCAGACCGAUGCUAUGAUCAGUGAAAAGUGAUUACGAGAUCCAGACGCUAGCAUCACCGGAAAUCAUUACAGCAACGGGAGUUUCAUUAAUGGAGAACUCAUUUAAAUUGCAGUUAUUAUCUGUGUGUAGUGUUUUAAGGAUCAGUGAGUGUGAUGAUUUGUGGAAUUAAGGAUUGGACCAAACGAUGGAAGCUAAGACUUACACGAGGAAUGGGUAAGUAGUGGAAACAAUGAACUCUUCAAUUGUAUACGUUCAUUGGAUUGAUCUGGCCACUAUAGAUAUGUAUGCUACAUUAUGUGAAACUUUAAAAUGAAAUAAUCAUGUUUUUCCACCGUUGUAUGGAUAUGCUAAAAGGAAUACCGGACGAACACUUCGCACGCGUUUAGAUAUUUUUCUACAACGUUCCAAAACAUCAUGUAGUUAAAACAAACACUGUUUCAAAGCAGUAUGUAUUACGGGGCUUCCCACUUAAAUGUAAUUUUUGAUUAAGCGUUUGAUUUUUUUUCGAGAAGCCAUUUAUUUCACGAAUUUUACAUGACGUCAACAAUUACGUGAAAUACUGGACCAUGCUUAAAACAGUGACCCGUUAGGGAGUGAGAACUGUCUGUAAACGAUGAACACCAGUGUUGACAAUGGAACAGAUAAUCAGCAUGUUUCUUCGCCUCCCAUAUCAGAUUAUCUUCAGACAUUCUUCAUUUUACUUUACGGCGUCAUUGUGAUUAUCGCUAUUGGCGGGAACACGAUCGUCUGCUACUUAAUCUACGCUUAUAAACGAAUGCAUACAAUUCCAAACUAUUUCAUUGUUAAUUUAGCCCUAAGUGACAUUAUAAUGGCGAUCUUCUGCAUUCCUUUUACAUUUGUGGCCAAUCUUAUGCUAAACAACUGGCCGUUCGGGGAGGUCAUGUGUCCGAUAGUGACCUAUCUUCAGGUAGUGGCUGUAUUUCUCAGUGCCUUCACAUUGGUGGCCAUGAGUCUUGACCGAUAUAUCGUGAUAGUGCAUCCAUUCAAAAAGAGGAUAACGGCACGGAAAACUGGAUUUGUUUUACUGGGGAUAUGGACGUUGUCCCUGACGAUUCCCCUACCGACUCUACUCCAGUCCAGGGUAGUAUACUAUUCCAACACUAGUGGUGUGUGUCUCGAGCCCUGGGAGGAUUUCACGGCCAAGUACGCGUACAGUCUCAUCAUCAUGAUCCUUCAUUACUUCGGACCUUUGGUGGUUCUUGUGUUUUGUUAUAGUAAAAUUGGAUACAAUAUAUGGAUGAAGAAUAUACAAGGAGAUGAACGGAAUAAAAGAAGAUUACAAUUAGCUUCGGCUAAACAAAGGCUUAUCAAGAUGAUGGCGACGGUUGUGAUAUUCUACGCGUUAUGUUGGCUACCUCUCCACGUGGUAACUUUGGUUGGUGAACAAGACCCUACAAUCUACAAUAGACCGCACAUGCCUGUAGUGUGGGUGUUCUGUCACUGGCUAGCCAUGAGCAACAGCUGUUACAACCCAAUUAUUUAUAUCUAUAUGAGUCCAAAGUUCAGAACAGGACUGAAACUAGCUGUACAGAAAUGUGCCAGGAUACGAAAACAGUCGAUGAACUGUGAUUCUGAUGAUGAGGACACACAGGUCAAAGGUCAUCAUAAACAGAUGAUUCUUAAGAUGGAAUUGAAACCAACGAAAUCCGGUACUCAUAAAGGACGUAAUGGGAAUUGUCAGUUGAUGUUUGAAAAAAUAUUAUCUGAGGAAUACAUGAUGCCUGUUAGUAUCCAUAGUGACACGUGACACAUGUGGAUCCACACGUAACGCGUGCGGAUUGACGGGUGACAUGUGCGGUAUAAACAUAUAAACUGAUGAUGUGAGUAUCUUUAUGAAUAUAUUUGUGAUUAUUAUCGAUAAAAGUUAUACAAGAUACUAAUAGGAUCCUUUUCGAGACAGAUUUUGUAAGAAUAUGAAUAUUUUAGGUCAAUACAGCAGUAAUUGUUUAAGUAAAGUUAUUUGACUUCGUGAUAUUUUUAUUAUUCAAAGUGGAAGGGUACUGCAUCAUCAGUCAUAAUCACAAUAUCCCAAUCCUGAGGUGCUUUUUAUUUGAGUAACUUCCCAUUUGAUAUAAAAUAUCGAUCAGAGUUGUUUUCACUAGUUGAUGUAUGGAUUUCUAAUUAAUUGUUUGGAUAGCAACAUUGAUAAGGUGGAUGGUUGCCAGGGUCCAGGUUUUUAGGAAGACUCAUUUUGUUGAUAUUCGAUUGCUGUUUAUUUUUAUUUGUUGCUUUUUAAUUAAAAAAGUAUGAUUUGAUUUCAAAAUUGAAACAAUAGCAAAAAUAUAUAUACAACUUUAUCGCACCCUUUAUUUUGAAUGGAACGAAAUAGAAAUGAUCAGUUUAUUAUACAUUAUGAAGACGCCAAUGUUAAUCCCUAUCAUACGAAAUACAGAAUUGCAGUAUUAUAUUUUGAUGGGAACAUAAAUGCAUAUCUUAUUCAUAUAUUAUCUCAAAUUAUAUUUUAGUAGAAAAGGUCAUUACACAUACCAGAAGUAAUGUAAAAUGAGAAUAAUGUAACGGUGUUGAUCAAGUAGGUAUUAGAACUACUUACAAUAUGGUAACAUCAGACUUGGUGACCAUCAAAUCUAAGACAGGCCUAAUGGUUUUGUAUUAAGAUAAUGACAAUUAAGAUAAUUGUAUUACUAUACAUUCACAAAGAAAUCACGUCUUCAAUACCUGUUUUAAGGUAACGUCCGCAUUGCAUGUAUAAGAUGGCCAACAUGGUAAGAAAAUAAUGAUCAUUCUCCUCUUUUGGUGAUAAAGUUGGAUCUCAACGUUUGGACAGAUUCUUAAGAGUCUUCCCAAUAUUCAGCUUUCACUACAUAUCAACACUUACCGAUCAUAUCGAUGUACAUUGGAACACGUUUUACAAGACUUUUUAACGAAUCGCAUUUAGUAUUUAUUCACAAACUUUAUUACAGAGUUUAUAUUUAUAAAAAAGAAUCUUGAAAACGACACAAAUAUGAUCUCGCUCUUAGCGAGAUUUUAAAAUAGUGUUGUAAAUAGCUGUAUGAAAUUGCGCUUUGCAAUUAGUUUCAUAAAUCAAAAUAUCGGAAAAAGCGUGCCCCAAGAAUAAUUGACCCGAUAGCAAUGAGUAUGAAGCAUUCGUCCAUCGCGCUGAUAGGAAACGUAUUAAAACUGUAUCCCUUUAUCAAUUGGUUAACGAGUCUGAAAGAUCAAUUAAGUGCAGUUGCAGAACAUUAGGGGAAAUGACUGUGUGGGCAAGAGUAAAUGGUUUAUAUCGAUAACGGAGCUGUUUGUUUGACAUUAUUGACGUAGAUACCAUCCAUCACAACGAAUAGAGUUGGUGAAAGUAUAUAAAGAUAUAUGAUUAAAUCAUAAUAUAACAUUU